Somion occarium is the source of this 2241-nucleotide messenger RNA. The record is from the annotation of a GenBank genome assembly. NCBI's taxonomy places the organism in Eukaryota, Fungi, Basidiomycota, Agaricomycetes, Polyporales, Cerrenaceae.
AUCGAUCAAUUGUUUGGGUGCAACAGGCAAGUUGUCCGACUUGCCCAUGCGCAGAAUCCAUCACACACUUAACGGAAUGCUAUCUCGAGCAAAAGCACUUCAAUUGGAACGACGAGGCAUUCAUUUCUCAGCAUUCCCAUAGCCUACACGCUAAACGCCCCUCCCUCCGGCUUCUAUAUGAUCCACAUGCCUGAUCCACGCCCACUAGUCCUAACGUAAAGUUAGGCUGGCGUAAUCCCAACUUCGUCACGAACCUGACAAUAACUUCAUCAGUUUCCCAGUGUUAUUUAUAGUGAGCGACACUUCUUUCUCAUCUCCCUUUCAAACGUUUGUACGACCUUUCAGACGUGUUGAAUCGACAUUGCGCCGCUGCAGAUUGAAGGGACCUAUCCGAGUCGUCAUGUAUAUGAAGUCGCUUUAUCCGCCUGUGCCACCCAUCCCGGACGAGAAUCAUCACUAUUGGAUGUCAGGAAUACGAGGACAAGAUAAUAUCGCUGAUUAUGUUCUUCAUAUCGAUGCUUUGUCUGGACGCGUAAGGACCAGGAAGGAAUUCAAUGAACUUGUGCUGGACGGUGCAACUGCUCUUGGCGCGCCUGUGGCUCAAGGUGGUCUUGGCUUGAGCGGAGAAGCUGGCGAUAUCGUUGGUGUAUACAGUACGAACUGCUUGGAUUACAUCCCUUUGAUGCACUCGCUCAUUGCUAUCGCUACUCCAUUCGCUCUCAUAUCGUCGUUCUCAACGCCAUUUGAAUUGUCCCAUGCCCUUCGAACUGCGAAGCCUACUCGACUCUUCGUCCAGCCAAAUUUGUUGUCAAAAGCACUUUCUGCUGCAUCGGAGAUAGGUUUACCUUCAGACCGUAUUUAUGUCCUCGAAGGUCACGUAGAGGGCCGGAGAAGCUUUGCGGACAUGGUUCACUACAUCAGGGAGAACAAGACUGCGCGGGAACCUGUGAGGGCUGUUACCAAAGAUACCCUUGCUUACCUUGUCUUCUCAAGUGGGACAAGCGGCCUACCUAAAGCCGUCAUGAUCUCACACGGCAACUUAUGGUUCACAAUCCAAGCAUACAUUGUUGUGCUACAAGAACAACUCAAACAUACACAACAAGUUCCGCCUUCCACAAUCAGUCGUAUGCUCGCCGCACUUCCGUUUCAUCAUUCGUACGGUCUCCAUAUGUUCUGCCUACGAGGUUUCCUUUUCCCCAUGACCUAUGUCAUUCUGCCGAAAUGGGGUACGAAGUCGGUUCUCGAGGCGAUAUCGAAGUACAAAGUCACGGUGUUUCCAAUGGUUCCUUCUAUGCUCCAUCAGCUAGUAAAUUCCAAGUUACUUGAUAAAGCGGAUUUGAGUUCCGUUCAACAGGUUAUGUGCGGCGCCGCGGCUACCCCUGGCGAUCUAGUUAAGAAAUUGAGGAAAUCUGUUCCGGGCUUUCAAGAGUUUAUGGAAGGAUAUGGCUUAUCUGAAGUGACCGUAUCCGCUUGUUUGAAGCCCCCUCCUGGUAUAUACGGUCUAGAGUCAAUCAUGGGGUCAUGCGGUACCCUUCUGCCGGGUAUGGAAGCGCGGUUGGUGAAGGACGACGGCUCAGAGGCAGGCGUGAAUGAGCCUGGUGAAAUCUGGUUACGCGGUGGAAAUGUUGCUCUUGGAUAUUAUGGUGAUGAACAGGCGACCAAGGAGACCUUCGUUGAUGGUUGGCUACGCACAGGCGAUAAGUUGAAGACAGAUGGCCGCAACAUUCUUUACUUUGUUGAACGGGUCAAAGACACUCUAAAGAUCUCCGGAGUCCAAGUAUCCCCAACGGAGAUUGAGAACGUCAUCCGUGCACACCCAGGAAACUUAAUUAUGGAUAUCUCCGUGGCUGGCGUCUCAGGAGGUCGGACAUCUGACGAAAAGGUUCCCAGAGCAUGGGUUGUUCUCAGCGACGAAGGUACCAAUCUGGGUGCAGAGAAGACCUUGAAGACGUUGCAGCAGUGGGUGGAGAAGAAUCUUAGUCGGUACAAAUGGCUGAGAGGCGGACUAGAAGUCGUGGAUGAGAUACCCAAACUUCCAACUGGGAAGGUUCUGCGCCGUGUCUUACAGGACCGUUAUGAACAACGGCUCAGAUUGCCAGUACCAUCCAAAGCGAGACUUUAAAGUCUUAUCAUACCCUGAGCUUUUAUGUAUCUUCUGCGCUAUUUCGUAUUGUCUGUAGAUAGCGAAUGUAUUGAUUACGAUGUACACACUACUAGAAGCCUUGACUCGAUCAUGUGCUC